ACUUCCCCGUCAGCUUCAGUCAGCAGAACACUUGGCCUUUCAGUUCUAUACAUACAUCCUCUCUUCUCCAAAUUAUUCAUUCUUCUUCUCCAUGGCUCCCCUCUACAUACUACUCGGUCUUCUCCUAUUGCACACUGCUCCUUGGUGCUUCUCUGCAGCUGUAGAUGAGGACACUCUCAUGGCAGGCCAAGCGCUCGCCGUUGGUGACAAGCUCGUCUCCAGGAACGGCAAGUUCGCCCUUGGCUUCUUCCAGCCAGCAGCAAGCAGCAGUAUCAGUAAGUCGUCCCGCAACGCCACCUCCUCAAGAUCCAGCUGGUACCUUGGCAUAUGGUUUAAUAAAAUCCCAGUUUUGACUACCGUGUGGAUCGCUAAUAGAGAGGAGCCCAUCACCCACCCCAACCUCAACUCAGCACAGCUCAAGAUCUCAAACGAUGGCAAUCUUGCCAUCGUAGUAAACCAUGGUAGCAACACUCAAUCUAUAGUUUGGUCCACUCAUAUUGUCAAUAAUAGGACACACAACAGCCUAAACAUCACUAGCGCUGCCGUUCUCUUGAAUAGUGGAAACCUUGUCCUCAAAGAGAGCCCAUCAUCUGACUUAUCGGUGUGGCAGAGCUUCGACAACCCAACAGAUGUUUGGCUUGCUGGUGCCAAGUUUGGCAGGAACAAGGUCACCGGUUUUAGUCGUUAUGGGAUCUCAAAGAAGAGCCUCAUUGAUCCAGGUCUCGGCUCAUACAGUAUUGAACUAGAAGGCACCAGGGGGAUUGUCCUUAAGCACCGUAACCCCUCCAUAGAAUACUGGCUUUAUGCAUCCUCCACAGCAGCAUCGUUGGUACCAGUAGUCAAUUCAUUGCUAAGUUUGGAUCCUCGGACUAAAGGUUUAUAUAACCUAGUAUAUGUCAAUGAUGACCAAGAAGAGUACUACAUGUAUACUUCACAUGAUGAAUCAUCUUCCAUGUUUGUCUCACUAGACAUCUCUGGUCAGAUAAAGUUGAAUCUUUGGUCCCAAGCAAAUCAGUCUUGGCAAACAAUAUAUGCCCAGCCUGAUGAUCCCUGCGAUCCACCUGCUGCCUGUGGACCUUUCGCGGUAUGCAGAGGCAAGCCGCAUCCAUCAUGUGACUGUAUGGAGAGCUUCUCUAAGAAGUCACCGCAUGAUUGGGAGUUUGAGGAUCGAAUAGGAGGAUGCAUCAGGAAUACACCAUUACAUUGCACUACUUCAAAGAACAUCACAAGUUCAACAGACAUUUUCCAUCCCAUUGCUCAAGUUACACUGCCCUACAACCCACAAAGCAUAGCUGUUGCCACCACUCAGAGCAAAUGCGAAGAAGCUUGUCUCAGUUCAUGUUCCUGCACUGCUUAUUCCUAUAAAAAUAACAGAUGCUCUGUCUGGAAUGGAGAAUUGCUUAGUGUAAAUCUGGAUGAUGGCAUCGAUAACACUUCCAAAGAUGUUCUUUAUCUCCGCCUUGCUGCCAAAGAUUUCUCGGCAAAUUUAAGAAAAAAGAAAAGAAAACCAAAUGUUGGCGUUGUUACUGCUGCAAGCAUUAUUGUUGUUGUGUUACUAAUGCUCAUGCUGUUGCUACUGAUUUGGAGGAAUAAAUGCAAGUGGUGCGGUUUGCUGCCAAUAUAUUCUGACAAUCAAGGGAGUGCUGGUAGGAUUGUAGCCUUUAGAUACACUGAUUUAGUUCGUGCUACUAAAAAAUUCUCAGAAAAGCUGGGAGGAGGUGGUUUUGGUUCAGUAUACAAGGGAGUGUUAAGUGACUCAAAGACUACUAUAGCAGUCAAAAGGCUUGAUGGUGCCCAUCAAGGAGAGAAGCAAUUCAGGGCUGAGGUGAGCUCAGUUGGACUAAUCCAACAUAUCAACCUAGUAAAAUUGAUUGGUUUCUGCUGUGAAGGUGAUCACAGAUUACUUGUGUAUGAACACAUGUUAAAUGGGUCUCUUGAUAGUCAUCUAUUUAAAAAGAGAAAUGCUGCUGCUUCUGCUGCUGUUCUAAAUUGGAACACUAGAUAUCAAAUAGCCCUAGGAGUUGCCAAAGGAUUGUCCUACUUGCAUCAAAGUUGCCACAAAUGCAUCAUACACUGUGAUAUUAAGCCAGAGAACAUACUUCUGGAUGCAUCAUUUGUUCCUAAAGUUGCAGACUUUGGGCUGGCAGCGUUUGUGGGAAGGGAUUUUAGCCGAAUUCUGACUUCAUUCAGAGGAACUACAGGUUAUCUUGCCCCAGAGUGGCUUAGCGGAGUUGCGGUCACACCAAAAAUUGAUGUUUAUGGCUUUGGCAUGUUGCUGCUGGAAAUCAUAUCAGGAAGGAGGAAUUCGUCACCUGAGACAUCACACUACACCAAUAGCAGCAGCAAUGUGGACCAGCAUGUUGGAUAUUUCCCUGUGCAAACCAUCAGCAAGCUUCACAGCGGAGAUGUAAAGAGUUUGGUGGAUCCACAGUUACAUGGUGACUUCAAUUUGGAAGAGGCUGAAAGGGUUUGCAAAGUUGCAUGCUGGUGCAUCCAAGAUAAUGAGUUUGAUCGGCCGGCGAUGGGUGAAGUGGUCCAGGUUCUCGAGGGCCUACGGGAGAUUGAUGUGCCGCCGAUGCCAAGACUACUUGCAGCUCUAACGGAACAGUCUGGUGCUGCAACUUUAAUGUAAUAAUAUUUUGCAGUCGAUAUUACUAGUCUUGUUAAGUUCAGCAAUUUUAGUCAAGUUGUAAUGUGUAGAGGAAGGAAUGAAGGAAGCAAGUUUUCUGUUACUAAUUAGUUGUCUCUUAUUUAAGUUUUGUAGUGCCAGUUAUACUCGCAGAUUAUGGCAGAUAUAGAAAUGUGUGUGUUGUUCUGUUCU
Messenger RNA from Triticum dicoccoides, 2821 nucleotides. Its product is annotated as G-type lectin S-receptor-like serine/threonine-protein kinase At2g19130. Gene Ontology annotation, molecular function: ATP binding; protein serine/threonine kinase activity. NCBI's taxonomy places the organism in Eukaryota, Viridiplantae, Streptophyta, Magnoliopsida, Poales, Poaceae. Gene Ontology annotation, biological process: recognition of pollen; protein phosphorylation. The coding region runs from base 92 to 2632 and encodes 846 amino acids. The transcript has a single exon. The record is from RefSeq and is a predicted model, not a curated record.